Molecule: messenger RNA, 1239 nt
Organism: Closterium sp. Yama58-4
Lineage: Eukaryota; Viridiplantae; Streptophyta; Zygnematophyceae; Desmidiales; Closteriaceae
Source: the annotation of a GenBank genome assembly
AUGGAUUCUUCGCCCUCCUCUUUCUUGGAUCGUCUCACUCGGAAUGCACCCGCCCACAACCCCCGUGGCGGGCGGGGCGAGCAGGAGGAGCGCGAGGACGAGGGGCAGGUGGAGGCAGCCGUGCCGGUGGCGAGGGAAGUGAGGCGUGCCGAGGCGGUGAGCUUUCUGCCCUUUCCCACGGAAGCCAUCACGCUGGAGCGCGGUCUCACUCUGCUCAAGGUGGCGGCGGUGGUGCAUUUCCAGGACUUCAACGCCGAGGUGCUGCUCAACCUCACCAUCCCCAACCUCACCGCCAACCUCGCUGCCGCCGCCGCUCCCCCCCGCGAGCGCAGGGAGCACGGGGCGGGCAGUGGGGGCGGCGCUGGGGGGGCCGCGCGCGAGAGAGAGGGGCCGUCGUCGCCGUGCUCGCCGUCGGUGACGCCCAAGUCGCCCCUGCCUGACCUGCGCACGCGCUUCUUUGCUGGCGACUGGGCCGCCAUGGAUGGCCUCCUCUCCCUCGCCCAUCCCCCCUCCUCCCCUCUCUCCCUCCCUCCUACUGCUGCCGCUGCCACUGAUACUGCUGCUACUGAUACUGCUCCUACUGAUGCUGCUGGUGGCCUCCCCAAGUGCGGCCGCCAGCACAGGCGGCAGCAAGGAGGUGAAGCAGCCGCGGCACGGCAGGGUGCACAUACAGCCUCCCCCGCCAGCAACCACAUGCCACUGGACGGUGCAUCGGGCACGCCCUCCUUCUGUGCAUCGCCAGGUGGCACGUCGGCAUUGGGUCACGGGGGCGGGAGGGCGGGUGGGGCCGGGGGCGGGUACGACAUCAUGGCCAAGCUGCUCGCCCGCGUCUGUAAGGUGCGCUCCAUGGCCAAGCUGCUCGCCCGCGUCUGUAUGGUGCGCUCCAUGGCCAAGCUGCUCGCCCGCGUCUGUAAGGUGCGCUCCAUGGCCAAGCUGCUCGCCCGCGUCUGUAAGGUGCGCUCCAUGGCCAAGCUGCUCGCCCGCGUCUGUAAGGUGCGCUCCAUGGCCAAGCUGCUCGCCCGCGUCUGUAAGGUGCGCUCCAUGGCCAAGCUGCUCGCCCUCGUCUGUAAGUUGCGCUCCCGUUGCUGUUUGCCAGCAGCACUUUCUCUCAACAACAGCUUUAGUUGGCAAUGUGCCCCUCCUCCACUCUUGCCCCUCCCUUUUUCUCGCUACGUUGAGCAAAGGGACGAGGGCGCAUGGCCUCUGUUUCUAGGCGCGUUAGAUUCCCCUCUGCGUUAG